GCUUCUCUAGCGUCCCCGCUUCCUCUAGUUCCCAUUCCGUGCUCUCGCCAGUGCCAACAGAGAAUACCAAUCUACGUCCUUUCUGGCUACGCCAUGUCUCCCGCAUCUCCUUCUCUCCCAUCUUCUGAUUCUCAGCUUAACUGGAGGAAGCGGAAACGGGAGUGCAACCUGAAGCGCCAGCAGAAGCCCCGCAUUGGUGAGGAGGAAGAGGAAGAACAUGUGGCUGCAGUGGCUAACGAUGAUGAGGCGGAUGACGACUACCGGUACUCCCCCGCUUCAGACCGGAACACUGACAGUGCUGUACUCCUGCGUCAAAGCGAGGUCUUCUCCGACGGCGCCCAGCGGAUCAGCGACUUUCCUGCUGUCGUGCGCCGCACUAUCCGCCGGCCCCAUCCAUCUGUUGUCUCCAUUGUGGAUGCGGAACGGCAACAUUUCUCCGGCCCCUCAGCUGGCAACGAGGGUGCGGUUGGCCUUCCUUUCCUUGAGAAUAUCUCCCACGGUCAGCUGCAGUCCCUCUCUUCUGUCCUCCCCGACCACCCCUCUCUUCAGCCACCGGACGUUGACAAGCCCUCGUCAUAUGUUUGCACGCCUCCUCCUCUCAUGGAAGGAAAAGGUCUCAUGAAGCCAUUCGGGACCAAUCAAAUCAUUUUUCUUCCAAUGCACUCUGAUUGGUUUUCUCUAAGCACGGUUCACCGGCUAGAGAGGCAAGUGAUACCGCACUUCUUCUCUGGGAAGUCUGCAGAACACACGGCAGAGAAGUACGUUGCUUUAAGAAACAAGAUAAUUGCGAAGUAUAUGGAGAAUCCUGGCCGGAGGCUUUCGUAUGCAGAUUGCCAGGGGCUUGUAGCUAACAACGAGCUAUAUGAUCUCAGCCGGAUUGUGAGGUUCCUGGACCAUUGGGGGAUAAUCAAUUAUCUCUCUUCUUCAUCAGUUCAUCGUGGGCUUAGGAUGGCUGGUUCACUUCUUAAGGAGGAUGCUAAUGGAGAGCUCAUUGUACACACCUCACCAUUGAGAUCCAUUGAUAGCUUGAUUUUGUUUGAUAGGCCUAAAUGUAGUCUCAGACUAGAUGAUAUAGCCCUUUUGUCAACGUCUUCAUCUUCUAAGGAUUCAGCUUUUCAUUUGGGUGAUUUGGAUGUUAGAAUUAGAGAAAGAUUAUCUGAGCAUUCAUGCAGCUACUGCUCCCGGCCACUGCCUAAUUUUUUCUACCAAUCCCAAAAGGAGGUUGAGACAAUCCUAUGCUCAGAAUGUUUUAAUGAUGCAAAAUUUAUCACUGGUCACUCAAGCUUAGAUUUUGUGAGAAUGAACUCCAAGAAAGAUUUGACUGAUGUAGAUGGGGAUAUUUGGACAGAUCAGGAAACUUUGUUGCUGCUUGAGGCCGUAGAGAAAUUUAAUGACAAUUGGAAUGAAAUUGCUGAGCAUGUCAUUACUAAGUCAAAAGCACAAUGCAUUCUUCAUUUUCUUCGUCUUCCAAUGGAGGCUGACUUGCUUGAAAAUAUUGAAGUACCACAAGUGGAAAUUUCACCUGUUUCCUUGGAGGUACAAAAUGGUGGAUUCUCCUGUUCAAAUCCCAGUAAUAACACCGAAACUUCAGAGCUUAAUUCAGAAGAUCAAUUUCCCUUUGCUAGCUCGCAGAACCCUGUCAUGUCCCUGGUUGCAUUUUUGGCCUCUGCAGUUGGACCUAGAGUUGCUGCUACCUGCGCUAGUGCAGCAUUAUCGGUCCUUACUAAAGAAGAUCCCAGGCUGAGUUCACAAAGCGUGCGUGUUGAAGUUGGUUCCUUGGGAGUGUCUCCUAUAAAUGCAGAUGAAAAUAUCAAAGAUAAAGCCACAAAUAUUAAAAGUGAUGCAACUUCUCUCUCUUCGGAGCAUAUAAAGAAAGCCGCAAAGUGUGGCCUUUCUGCUGCUGCAAUCAAGGCAAAACUUUUUGCAGACCAAGAGGAACGUGAGGUUCAAAGGCUGGCUGCAAAUAUUAUCAAUCACCAGUUAAAGAGAACGGAGUUGAAGCUGAAGCAGUUUGCAGAGGUGGAAACAUUGUUGUUGAAGGAAUGCGAACCGGCGGAGAGGAUGAGGCAAAGGCUUUCAGCCGAGCGCGCACGGAUGAUGUCCGCAUGCUUUGCACCAGCUGCAUCAGUAGGAGGUGCUCUGUCAGCUUCCACUGGGCAUGUAAACCCAAUAACACCGGCGCUGCCGGCCGCCAGCGGGCAGGUGAGUCUCUCACCUUAUGGAAACAAUAUGCCUCAUCCUCACAUACAAUACAUGCAAAGGCAGCAAAUGUUCUCGCUUGCGCCGCGGCUACCACUCUCUGCUCUCCAUCUAUCCUCAUCACCAUCUUCUCAAAACGUGAUGUUCAAUUCCGGUGUGGCUAACACAUCCAAUCAUCAGCCAUUAAUGAGAUCAUCUUCUGGUAAUAAUUCAAGCUUGGGUUGAAACGGGGCAUCUCUGAAGGGGGUUUCUGUUUAGGAAUGUAACUGGAAUAAUUUUAUUAAUUUGUGUUCUUGUUGUAAACUACAUAUUGUUAUGGGUUCUAAUUACAUUCAUUAACUUGUAAACUUUCAGGAUUUUAUAGUUUGGGCAUUCUAAAUGGGGGCAAGAUUUGACUUAUCAUCAGUUGGUCUUUAAUUAGGGUUACAGUUUCGGGAUCUCUUUGAAUUGUAAGCUUGUUGCACAUUAUGAUUUUUAGGGCUCAUUUGAUCGUUUUACAUGUAAAUAGAAAAUAUACUUUUAGUAAA
Dendrobium catenatum is the source of this 2726-nucleotide messenger RNA. RefSeq names its product SWI/SNF complex subunit SWI3C-like. Gene Ontology annotation, molecular function: protein binding. Lineage: Eukaryota; Viridiplantae; Streptophyta; Magnoliopsida; Asparagales; Orchidaceae. Bases 94 to 2424 code for a protein of 776 amino acids. The transcript is spliced from 9 exons. The record is from RefSeq and is a predicted model, not a curated record.